Camelina sativa (false flax) is the source of this 1534-nucleotide messenger RNA. RefSeq lists its product as uncharacterized. The record is from RefSeq and is a predicted model, not a curated record. Lineage: Eukaryota; Viridiplantae; Streptophyta; Magnoliopsida; Brassicales; Brassicaceae.
UCCGGUGCCCCAAACCAUCAGCCAAUCAUAUCGCGACUUGUGUAUUUCCUCAAGAUUCGUUCUUAUUAUUCCUAAAUUUCUUCUUCUUCUUCUUCUGCUGCUGAGGCAAAAUAAAAAGUUUCCUCAGUUCCUCCCUCCUCAAACGAUAGAUAACUCGAGAGUCGAGUAGUAGUAGUCUCUCUCUCUCUCGAUCCUUGUUGUUUGAGUGUAGUUUGAAGUUUAGCCAGGGGGAAGAUGCAAGGAGGUGGUGGUGGUGGUAGAGAUCCUUUUGGUGGAUUUAAUGGUUUUGGAGGAGGCUCUUUUGGUGGAUUUGGUGGUCCUCCAAACCUCAUGUCCAGUUUUUUGGGUGGAAGAGAUCCGUUUGAUGAUCCUUUUUUCACCCAGCCUUUUGGUGGUGGCAUGCUUCACUCCAAUUUCUUUGGAGGUUCCAGCAUGAAUCCUUUUCCAGAAAUGCGUCCUCCACCCGGUUUUAUUGAUCAGCCACCAGGACCAAGUCGAUCCUCACGUGGACCUAUUAUUGAAGAGAUUGAUUCUGAUGAUGAUGAGAAAGAAGGAGAAGAAGAAGGGGGGAAAGAGAAGAAGAAAGGGAGUCUUGGCAAACAUGGCCGGUCGACCAGUGAGGCCGAUACUGAAUUUGCUAGAGUGGAAGCGGAAGGAGGUGAUUACAACAACCUUUUCUUCUAUUUCUACCUUAGUUCUAUUGGAACUGAGUGUGUGUGUUUUUUUUUUAUGUUUGAUGCAGAGAGAAGGAACAGAGAAUUGCAAUACAUGAAUGCAAAUCCGGAGAGAAGAAACUCACAGCAAAUGCAGAACAUGAAUGUUGGUGGUAUGGUGAACAAUGGACUAUGGCAACCACAGACCCGUAGUUAUAGUUUCCAUAGCUCCUCUGUUACUUACGGUGGUCACAACGGCAACUACUACACUUCUUCCAAGACCAGACGGACUGGAUGUGAUGGGUUAACUCUUGAAGAAAGCAGAGAGGCCAACACUGCAACGCGGGAAGCUGCACACAGGAUCUCCAGAGGCCUUCAUAACAAGGGCCACACAGUUGCGCGUAAACUUAACUCAGAUGGUCGUGUUGAUACAACGCAGACCUUGCACAAUUUAAACGAAGAUGAAUUGGCUGACUUUGAGCAGUCUUGGAGUGGAAAUGCUAGAAGGCAAAUGCAGUUACCUGGUCGGUCUGGUUCCUUUGGCAGCGGUCUUGUAAACAGAGAGCAACCAGUGUUGCUUCCCUCGACUGAUCCAAGUCCUUCGCAUGCACGAUCAGAACCAUCAAGAAGAACAAAAGGUGCAAUGAAUCUAAGAGGACAUGGCAGAAACUAAUCUAGGACCACAUGUCCGGUUUCUAAAAAGGCUUUAGGGCAUGCAACCAAAGACUAUUUACUGUACUUUGGUUGCAAUAUUACUGUAACUUGUAUGAUGACAUGAUAUGAGGGUUUUAACUUCUGCUUCUUGAUGAUAAUUAUCUAUGUAUCUUUUGUUACAUUAAUCAGUUCUAUUUACCUAUAAUCAAAUUAAGGGUUAUUUUUCA